Eremomyces bilateralis CBS 781.70 is the source of this 1764-nucleotide messenger RNA. Its product is annotated as dihydrofolate synthetase Fol3. The record is from RefSeq and is a predicted model, not a curated record. Gene Ontology annotation, biological process: folic acid-containing compound biosynthetic process. Bases 193 to 1500 code for a protein of 435 amino acids. The transcript has a single exon. Gene Ontology annotation, molecular function: ATP binding; tetrahydrofolylpolyglutamate synthase activity; dihydrofolate synthase activity. Gene Ontology annotation, cellular component: cytoplasm; cytosol; mitochondrion. Lineage: Eukaryota; Fungi; Ascomycota; Dothideomycetes; Eremomycetales; Eremomycetaceae.
AUCGCAGCAGAUCCUGCGUCAAGCUGCGAGCCAGCAUAGGCAGUUGCAUCAAGAAAACAUAUCAGAUCUCAUUCAAGCUCUCUCACUCCUAUAACCUGCUACAAGGAGGCAACCAUGGGUUUGGAAUGUUGAGUCAAUGGCGAUAAUGACGCGUUCUCAAGGUUUACAAUUCUCUGUUUCCUUUACCCCGACAUGAUCGACUUAGGUCUAUCCCGGAUUACCCGACUUCUGGAGCCUCUCCUGUCAUCAAAGCUAUCAUGGCAUGCCGUUCACAUUGCCGGGACUAAUGGCAAGGGGUCGAUCGCUGCAUAUGUCUCGACCAUGCUUCGCCAUGCCAACGUUCGUGUGGGGAAAUUCACCUCCCCUCAUCUCAUUGAUCGCUGGGACUGCAUCGCGAUCAAUGGCAGGCCGGUCAGCGAGGGCUUGUUUCGAUCGGUCGAGGAUCUGGUCAUAGCGAGGAAUCGACAGGACGAGAUCCACGCAAGCGAGUUUGAGGUUCUCACUGCAACGGCUUUUGAGCUCUUCUCCCGCGAGCGAGUCCAAAUCGGCGUCAUCGAAUGUGGGAUGGGAGGCGCCAGGGAUGCCACGAAUGUGCUUCGUCCCGAGCAUGUGGCCGUCAGUGUCGUCGCCAAGAUAGGACUCGAUCAUCAGUCGUACUUAGGCAACACGAUUGACGAGAUUGCGAAAGAAAAGGCCGGGAUCCUCAAGCGAGGGGUUCCGUUUGUACUUGACUUUUCGAAUCCGUCGAGUGUCCUCCAGGUCAUCCGCAACGUCGGUCGCGAUGUUGGAGCUCGGGAUGCGGACGGCAUAAGCACACCGCAUCCGCCAUGGGAUCUGGACUUCCAAACCUAUCUCGAGCAAUCUCGACUUCCUGUGCACCAGCAGCAGAACCUUCGAUGUGCAUACGAGGCCGUGAAAUGCAUCUGGCCGAUGCUCGGCCUUGGACCGAUUCACGGACCAGAUCUGCUUCGUGUGUCGAGGUCGCUGUAUAUGCCAGGACGACUUCAGAAAGAGGACAUCUCGUCAAUCACGGGCAAGCACACGUUCGCGCUUGUGGACGGCGCUCACAACUCACAGUCAGCCGAUGCCUUGGCAGACCAUGUAGACUCCAACAUCCGAACCAGUGACGGAACCUCGGACCUGCGCCCAGUCACCUGGAUAUUGGCCUUCUCCCAAGGCAAGUCCAUUGCGACCAUAUUGAACCGACUGGUUCGUUCUAGAGAUCGCAUCAUCGCUGUGGAGUUCGGUCCUGUGGAUGGCAUGCCUUGGGUCCAACCCGUUCGACCCGAAGAUCUGGUUCACGAAGUCGUGGAGUUGCAUCCGGAUGUUCAUACGACGCUGUGCAGCCGAGAUCUGAAGCGUGCCAUGAUGCUUGCCAGCGAUCAAGCGGACUUGCCAAUCGUUAUUGCAGGCAGUUUGUAUCUCGUUGCUGACAUUAUGAGACUGCUGAAAGCUGAAGAUCCGAAUCAUCCUCUGAACGCAGCGGAUGAGUCUGCUUAAUUAUACCCUAUUCUCUCUGCGAUAUGGGAGCAGGUGCGGGUAGACGUCGCGAGGAGUGCAGAAAAGAAGUCUAGAGAAAGUCUCGAUCCUCUUUCAUUCCAGGACUUACUUGCUUCGGGAUAUCUUGUCGCUCCCUAUUCAUAGCGACUAAGAAGUUAGCUUAUCCCAAAGUUUAGCUUCAAUACAGCAAGUCUAUAGUCCGCGGUUCAAUCGUCAAGCGAUUUUUAUGUUAGGCUGUGCAUAUUCUCUCACGCACUUCUCCGG